AGUUGACCUUCCACACUCGAUUUUGUAUCUAUAUAAGGAGUUGGUGAUAUCUUAUUGGAUCUUCAAUAUUGGUGACCUUUUAUUUUGAGUUACUGUUGUUUUAAAUGAUAAGAGAAGAAUAUGCUUCCUUUUCUACUUCUCUUAGUUUUGCCUACACUAGGAGCAGCUGUCCUUACCAAUGUGACACCACAGACUGUCAAUGUUGGCCUAACAAGAAAUCUUCAAGUUGAAUGCCUUUUCUCAACUCAACGCCAUCCAACGAUCACAUUGUUGAUGUCUCUAUCUCUCUACCACUCACAAGAUAAGACUGAAUCAGGAUUUAGAUAUCUCGCUUCAGUAAACUCUUCCGAUGAAGAGGUUCAUGCAGACAAGUCUGAAGACUCUAAAGCGAUCUACACCGGGCGUUUGAAUGACGAUGAGUCUUUCCUACGAGUCGUUUGGGAAUUUCCGAGAUCGAAUCACUCUGGCGUGUACAAGUGCGAGGUGAGCGGGCUAAACGUGACGAGAAAAGCUGUCUCACUGUCCAGCACCGCUGCUGUUGCAGACGCGCAGCCUGACAAUCAACACCUCCUCGAAGAAAUGCAUAAAAUAAUUAAGGUUGUAGAAAAUCUGCAGGCAAGAAUGAAUUCCACAGAAAAACGCGUUGAUGCUCUUGACAACUUGAGAAAGCUUAAAUCUAAUGAACAAAAUGAUAUCAUGAACGCACUUUUUGUAGUAUCUCCUGUGUUUCAAGAGAGAAAAUACUUACUGAUACGGAACCAGCUCCAUAUCACAGCUUACUUAGCUGAAGUAUUGUGUGGGAUUUUCGGUGGCUACCUGGCUGAGAUAGAUAGCGAACAAGAAUUUCUGUUUAUUAGAGACAAGCUGCUGGCCUUGAGUCUCUUUUCAAUAACUUUCUUUGGAGCUACAGAUGAGAAACACGAAGGACUUUGGAUCAACCGGCACAGCCAGACUGCAGCACAGUUCAUUAAGUGGGGACCAGGGGAACCUAACGGUGGCGUCCAUGAAAAUUGUGCAACUUUUGUUUUCCACACCAAUGAUUAUUAUGUGGAUGAUUUUUCGUGUGGAGGUGUGCAUGCUGGUAUUGGUUUCGUGUGUGAAGUGGAAUCCAAAGAAUGAUUAACUGCGAUUGUAACUUAUUACGAUAUAUCAGAUAUUCAGACUAGAUUACUUUUAAGCUUUAAGCAAGCAAAAACAAAAAAAAAAACUUUAAAAAGGGGAUCAUAUAAGGGAAAGAACUCCACAUUUACAACUAUUAUAUCCCAAUAAUGUACAAGCUACUUUCUUUCUUUCUUUUUUUUUACAUCAAACAGGAUACUUAAUUACCAAUAAGUCAUUGACUAGCUGGUUAAUUUUAAAAUUGAUUCACGUUUCGUUAGGCACAAAAACUAAUUGUUUAAAGUUUCAACUUAAUACGAAAAUGGGCGUGGGAGCAAUAACGUGUACAAAUAAUCAAGGGGACAAAAACACACAUAUUUAGCGAUAUCUAUGAAACUGAAUUAUUUAUUUCCCUUGUUGGUAUCAAAUAAAAUAAUUAAUUCCCCAUAAUUAGAUGAGUAAUUUGUUAUUUAAUCAUGCAUUGUCUUCGCCAAUGAAUAAUUAUGCAAAGUUCUCAACUUGAUCCACGAAUGGGUGUGGGAGAAAUAACUUGUUGAAAUCAUUUACCAGACAGACUAUGUGAGCUGAUAUAAGCUUUGUAAACAAGAUAAAUUUAAAAAAAAAACGUACUUUAAAAAAGGUUAUACUAUGUGUAGUUGUAUGAAUUGGUUUGGAUCAGUCAUGUAAUUAAAUUUAUAAUAUAUCUAGACUAACAACAAGAAAUAUGUGCGAUUAGAAAUAUUUUUAACAAUU
Molecule: messenger RNA, 1851 nt
Organism: Biomphalaria glabrata
Lineage: Eukaryota; Metazoa; Mollusca; Gastropoda; Planorbidae
Exons: 2
Coding region: 121-1119 (332 amino acids)
Source: RefSeq, a predicted model, not a curated record